GUUCCAAUGUUGAUUGUCGACAUGUGAACAAGGUGGCAUACGGGAAAACAUACCGUGUGAAAAAAUACGGAAUGCCUUGUUUUUCUGUGAAUACAAAGCUAGGUACAGCUAUGAUAGACAGCAUAGGCGGCCCUGACAAAGUCAACAAUAUGUUGUCGACUCUUAAUAUACCCCCUAUUAGUGGUAAAAAUCUGAAAAGUAUGGAGAGGCGUGCUGGUGAAGUUGUUGAGGAAGUGGCCAGAAAAUCUACGCAGAAUGCAGCAAUUGAAGCAUUCAGGAUGGAAAUGCAAGAUGCUGCCAAAGAGGAGUCGGAAAAAGCAUUAGCAACUAUGGGCCCAGUAGUGGAAGACCUUGGUGUUUGCCCACUUCCUGAUGCGUCUCCAUCAAUCAGACAAGUAUUUUCUACUGUGUGCGAUGAAGUGACUAAAGAUCAUGCUGCAGACCAAAACAAAGGUUACUCAACAGGUGCUGAUGAUGAUGAAUGGGAAGAUUUGCCUAAUGAAGGCAAUUUUCCACCACUAAAGCACCCUUCUUAUCUGCAUAAAAUGAAGAGCUUGACAAGGAGGAAGGCAUCCAAAUUGUCUAAUAGCACAAAAAGAGCAUUGCAGUUUCCAUGCAAAGCAAGAUCAGGCAUGACCGUUGCUGUGGAUACGGCAUGGCAGAAACGAGGCUUUGAUAGUCUUACUUGUGAACACAACUGCUGGGCUAUCUCCUGGUACACAUACUGAGCAGUAUGCCACAAAGAUGGCAAAGAAGAGGAAGGCCAUGCAAGAGAAGUCACAGCUGCCAUCCACAAAGCGUAGGCGUAUGAUUCUAAAGCAAGAACGAGCUGUUGUUCAGAGCGCAUCUGAAGUACUCGAAGGAAUAUCAUACCAAUCAGGUAUCGGACAUGAUGCUGAUACGGACAUUGAAAGUUUACCAGAGGCGGUACCACGGGGCAUUUUUAAACCCAUUCAUAUGAGUGAGGGAAAUACUGCAUCCUUUGUAACAUUUGACUUAGAAACUACUGACCUCAUUCGUGGACGAGUUGUACCCCACAUUACACAAAUGGCGGCCCAUGAACUACACUCUGGAGCAUCCUUUUCUGUGUAUGUGAUUCCUAGUUUGCCUAUAUCUAGCUCUUCACAACAAGUCACUGGCAUAGCUAUGAAUGGGUCCAACUGUAUGACAGUCAAUGGUAGACCUGUGGAGGCUUUAGAUAUACAUGGAGCAUUUGAUGGUUUCAUCAAAUGGAUAAAAUCAUUUCCAAAUGCAGUAUUGAUUUCUCAUAAUGGCAGACGUUUUGACUUUCCUGUACUCCUGAAAACUGUUAUGGAUAUUGGUAAAACUGGCGAGUUCUUUGACAAUGUAUGUGGGUUUAUAGACUCGCUUGCAGUAUUUAGGAAAAUAUAUCCAGGUAGAAAAACAUACAAACAAGAAGAUUUAGUGAAUUCACUUUUGAACACAAGUUAUGAUGCUCAUAAUGCAAUUGGUGACGUCAGAGCUUUAGGAAAAUUGAUUGAGCAUGUGGCGCUUUCAACACAAGAGCUUCUGCAGUACAGUUUCCCCCCACGUGCUGUCCAAAGUGCCUUUCUAUUCAGGGAGGAAAAAAGCAAAAAAUCUGCCUACACUGAAUCCUCUAAUUAGCCAUGGAGUUAUGAAGAUGUGUACUGCAGAAAAUGUUGCUGGUUCUGGCCUACAGCUUACCCAUCUUAGAAAAAAUUUUCAGCGUGAUGGAGAAGAUGGACUUAGAAGUACAUUUAUUGCGCCAAAUUCCGAAGGACAACCACGAGUGACAAAUGUAAAAAGAACCCUUGAAAGUGUUGUACCUAAAUUGGUAGAUUAUUUUGUAAAGAAUUAAUUCUUUUCAAUUAUUAUUACAUGUGCUAGAAUAUACAUGUAUUUGCAUUUACAUGUAUAUCUGUCAACAUAUUUGAUACGUUUUUUAUUUCUUUUACCUCAGUGGCUCCUAUACAUAUAUUUGUACAUAGAUAAAUGUUUUCCUAAGGUAUAUAUUGAUAUGUACCUAAUUCUGUGUUGAUAUUACAAGGAUAUGCUGAUCUAAUAUUUGAAAAUAUGUAAUGUUCAAAAUGUACAUAGUUGUCCUCGUAACCAUGGUAACAUACAUUUAAUAAGAUGUGAGAAAUGGGAAUUUUUUUCUUUCUUGUUAACACUUCUGCAUUUAUCUGUGAAUAAUGUAAUUGUUUUCAGAAGUUGUUUUUGUCCAAGAGAGCAUUGAAAACUUCAAAACGAUGAAAGUUGUGAAAAUUCGACUUUUGAAAUUAUGUCAUCGAGCUUUUAAAUUCCUUGUUAUUAAAAAUAUGAACGGUAAAAUAUUUUAAACUUUGCUUUUUUAAUUUCAUACUCUUUGAAGAUUUUUGCUGUAAAAGAAUUAUCAUGGUGCCAAAAUAAAUAUGAUGCCAAAAUUCAUGUUUCCUUUGGCACGUGUGUGUCAAUCUCAUAAUAAUUGUCAAGUAAGAUCUUAUGUUUUAACCUGGUUAAAUAAUAUUAAAGGUGAUAGAAGAAAAAUGUUGUUAUUAUUGUAAUAAUUGACAACAAUGAUGUUUUCCUGAAUUAUUUAUUUUUGAUGAUCAUUGAAGACAAAAAAAUAAUUGAGUUGGUUUUGAUCAUAUCAUGAUAUUUGGUGUUGAAUUGGGGGUGGGUUACUUAAAAUGUGCAUAACUAAAGAAAUAAACCGUAAAAAUUGUUGAAAAUUUGGGAAUAAAUGGCCAAAAUGAUACUCUUCAAGAAAAUAUUAGGCUUGGUUAAUUUCUCAAUAUUGUCCAUUAGGGGUGGAAUACCUUAAUGG
This is a messenger RNA of Ostrea edulis (European flat oyster), 2788 nucleotides long. RefSeq names its product DNA polymerase III subunit epsilon-like. The transcript has 8 exons. Gene Ontology annotation, molecular function: nucleic acid binding; 3'-5'-DNA exonuclease activity. NCBI's taxonomy places the organism in Eukaryota, Metazoa, Mollusca, Bivalvia, Ostreida, Ostreidae. Gene Ontology annotation, biological process: DNA catabolic process. The coding region runs from base 72 to 728 and encodes 218 amino acids. Gene Ontology annotation, cellular component: cytoplasm. The record is from RefSeq and is a predicted model, not a curated record.